GAAACUCCUCUAGAAAUUGCCAGACCACGUGCUGCUUCUCUUCUUGGCCCGUUAGCUCAGCAUCUUGGUCAAGACUUAACUCGUCGAAGGGCAUAUCGUGAUUCAAGCUGGCUUGGUGCUAAGACCAGAGCUCGUGACUCUACACUUUAUCGACUAGAACGAGAGGCCUGGGAUCCGCGGGAUGUAGAACUUACGGGAGCCUUAGCUAAUGGUCAUGGUUCGGAAGUACUACAAGGUACUUUUCGUCGGACUCCGGUUGUGGUAAAAAUGCUUAAACUACGAAACUCAACCAUAAGACAGGCUCGUGAUUUUAAGGAGGAAUUCACUCGUUUGCGCAUCUUCAAUCAUCCAAAUAUCCUCCCCGUACUCGGCCUCUUCACGGAUACUCCUCGCCUUUGUCUCGUCAGUGAUUUUAUGCCAUAUGGAAGUCUUUUUGAUGUGCUGCAUAACCAACAAUUAACGCAUCAACGUCAGACUAAACUUGCCCUCUCGGCUGGUGAGUAA
Molecule: messenger RNA, 504 nt
Organism: Protopolystoma xenopodis
Lineage: Eukaryota; Metazoa; Platyhelminthes; Monogenea; Polystomatidea; Polystomatidae
Source: the annotation of a GenBank genome assembly